AUAACCAAAGCAGAGCGCGCACCAACAACACGACGAGGAGAUAAAACACACACAGAAGUAGACUUUAGUUGGAUUACUCGGAUUAUUACACAUGCCAUUAACAGAAUCCGCGUGGAAUGAAAGUGUUGGUUGCAGGUUCAGCUCAGAUCAUAAAUACUCAUCUUCGUCAAAUAAAAUGAGAGGUGAAGAAGCAUCUGGCACUGUCCUGCACAGACUGAUCCAAGAGCAGCUUCGCUAUGGAAACCCUACAGAUGCCCACACACUCCUGGCCAUCCAGCAGCAGGCCCUGCGGCGAGGAGGAGGAGCAGCGUCUUCCUCACAGUCUUCAUCUGAGAGCCUCAGUCAGGACGAGCCCCAGUCUCCUCAGCUAUCGACCCGCCAAGAACCGCAGGGUCAGGAGCACCAGGUAGACUACCAGCACUCGGAGAACUACACCACAUACCCACACCACCAAGAGGAGCUGCCCACGUAUGAACAAGCCAAGGCACAUUCUCAAUAUUUGGCCUCCCAGUGGUGCCUCCCACACCGGGUCUGCUCACUACAGGGCAGUGUGACUGUCCAGAAGCCUUGUGAGGAGCAAGACACCUGGGAUAUGAAGCAAGGCCAUGUACGGUCAAUCAGUGACCGGGUUCUGCAUUUUUCAAUGGAGAGUGGUAAAAUGCCAUGUUCUGCCAGCUACCCUCAAAUCAAUGGAUACCAUGCAAACCAGCACUUACAAUAUAACCCGCAAGGAAUGGAGUACAGCAAACUGGCUCCUUAUACCGAAUACCCCUUUUCAGCGGAGUUUGAAAACGGCUUCAAAGCGCCACCACCAUUUCAUUCCCAGCACAACAGACUUCCAACUCCAGAGGUUUGCCACCGACUCUCCACGUCUCCCCCUGCUGGCAGGGAGGUCAACGCUUGCAGUCGCAGUCAACUGGAAAUGCUCAUGAACGAGAACAAGAGACUCAGACAAGAGCUGGAGGGACAGACUGAGAAGGCCCUCAAAAUUCAGAAGCUGGAACAAGAAAUCCAAAGGAUCUCCGAGGCCUAUGACACUUUGAUGAAGGGCUGUGCUAAAAGAGAAGCUCUGGAGCAAGCGCUAAGAAAUAAGCUGAUGGCGGAGAUCAAGCGGCUACAGCAUUCAAGCGUUCAAGCGGCCAAACAAGCUGAAGCUGCUGACCAGAACCAACACGCUAUAGAGAAGCUCCAUCUGCAGAAUGAAGAGCAGAAGCUGAGGUGUGCGUGUCUGGAACAGGAGGUCCAGCAUCUGCGAAACGAAGCAGAGAAGCAUCAACGCAGGAGCGAGGCCUUGGAGAGCACACUGAAAUCCACACAGGCCCGCAGUCAGCAGCUGUGGACAGAGCUGCAGAGGAAGAGAGCGUAUGUGGAGAAGGUGGAACGUCUGCAGGGGGCUCUGACUCAGCUCCAAGCCACCUGUGAGAAGAGAGAAGGGUUGGAAAUGCGCCUAAGGACACGGCUAGAGCAGGAACUGCGGAGCCUCCGAAAUCAGCAGCGGCAGUCUCAGCCAGUCGGAGGAACAUCCCACGUGAAUGUGUUCACACUGCAGGAGAAUCUGCGGGAGAAAGAGGAGCGCAUUCUGUCCCUUGAGGCCGAUAAGACACGCUGGGAGCAGAAAUACCUGGAGGAAAAGACCAUGAGGGAGUUUGCUAUGGAUGCUGCUGCCACUGCUGCAGCUCAGAGAGACACAACCAUCAUUAACCAUUCACCCUGCCAUUCCUUCAUUGAGGAGCUCCCAUCAACUGAGUACAGGAACCAGGAGGUAGAAAACAGGAUACGUGCCCUGUAUGCCCAAAUCCUAGAGAAGGACACAGUGAUUAGCAUCCUGAAGCAGAAGCUUCAGCAAGAGCAGAAGGGACAGUCAGGUGCCCUCCAACCAGCUACUGCUGACUUCUCCAUCACCAGCUCUCAUUCAACACCUGCACACACUGCCCAGGGCAAAGAAAGGAGCCAUUUCAAUGACCAGGCGGCUGGUACGUUACAUUCCUCGCAUGCCCCGGUAGAGGCCUUGGCACACACAACAGAUCAAACCCCUCACACAGAGCCCAAGCCCAAUAACAUCCAAAAAGCACCAUCUGCUGUGGACCUUUUCAAGGGCCUGGAUGAUGUGUCAGCAGAAGCAGUGGAGAUCUUCAUCUGAACACUUGGACUUGCAAGAUAACCAUUGAGUGACUCAAUGAGGGAGAUUAAAUGACACCACAUCAAGAUGCCGUUGUGAAGAAAGAGUCCAGCUACAUAACAGAGCUGCUCAAAAAUCUCAUGUUAGAGAGGAGCUGAGCUUCUCUCUUAAAACUACAUCUCCAGUCUGAUAUGUUUUGACAAACCGAGACUUUAGCUGCUGGUGAGAAUCCUGCAAUAUUUGGUAUUAACUACAGUCCUGCACUGGAAGGCAGGAACAAGCUCCUAAAAUGUCCUCAUUGUUGCAUUGUCUCUCCUCUGAAAGGACCUGUGGUAGCUUCACCACAUUCCAGUGCCAUUGACUUCCAGGCCGAGGCGCUCACAUGUAUCUUUUCCACCCCACCUUUAUUGAUUGUCAUAAAUGGUUACAUUUUUCUCAUGUUUUUCUAUUUAUGGCUGCUACGCCCUUCAGCGAAGUUAUUCUUUUACAGUGCAUUUCAUUUCUAUGAUCAGGCAUGCUUAACAUUGUCACGUUGUGCGGGACAAUAAUAUGACGUAGACCCGAGAGUCUAACAGAACUCUGUCAAUAGGAAAAACAACUGUAUUACGCUUCUGUAUAUUGUUUUUUUAAAAUGUCCUUGCUCUUAAUGGCGCAUUUGCUGGUCAAGGUGUCAUUUCAAAGUAAAUAGUAAUAUAUAUUUUUUGUAUGAUUAUUUUGAGCCGCAUUGGAAUGUAAAGCUGAGGAACUGAUGCCAAAGAGCAUUUCAGUAAAGUUGUGUGUUCAAAACACACAGUCAAGGGUUGACCUCUUUUAUUUAAUCCAAAAAAGAUGUGAAUGUUCUGAAGCAUUUCAUAGGCCACCUUUACAAUAAAGCUAUUAAUAUAUA
Messenger RNA from Danio aesculapii, 3005 nucleotides. RefSeq names its product angiomotin like 2b (gene amotl2b). The coding region runs from base 92 to 2140 and encodes 682 amino acids. Lineage: Eukaryota; Metazoa; Chordata; Actinopteri; Cypriniformes; Danionidae. The transcript has 10 exons. The record is from RefSeq and is a predicted model, not a curated record. Gene Ontology annotation, biological process: regulation of cell migration; angiogenesis; hippo signaling. Gene Ontology annotation, cellular component: plasma membrane; cytoplasmic vesicle; bicellular tight junction.